UAAAAAAUUAUUAUGUUGACCCACUUCUAUUUUAAAUAAUAUCUCUGAUCUCAUCGACUAAUAAUAGCUAGCUAGCUAGCUAGCUACGUCUAGGUUAUCGAUUUAAAAUCGUGUACAGCUAGAUCUAUACCUAUUACUUAACAGCAAAUUAAGCUUAUUUCAUGAUAUUUUUAUGUGUAUUGUUGACUGGGAGUACGAGUCAUGACAGACCUUGCCAAAGAGAAGUGGUACCAUGGUCGUAUCUCACGUGUGGAUGCUGAGAAGAUCCUUGAUGCACAGGGGGCUGCUGAAGGAAUGUAUCUAGUACGUGAUAGUCUCACGAUGACUGGAGAAUAUGUGCUCUCCAUCUGUUCCCAGGGUAAGAAGUACCACUACAUGAUCUCUAGACACCCUGAGGGUACGGUAGCAAUACAAGACGGGACGAAGUUCAGUACACCGGUGGAGCUCAUUCAAUACCACACUAAGAAAGUGGAUGGUUUGCUGACCACACUGAAGAGGCCCUGUUAUCGUGGUCCUGGUCAGCCACCUCAAGGGUACAGGUUCAUCACACUGGAAGAGAUGCAGAUCGCAAUGAGAGAAGCAGCUCUUCAGCUGGGGUAUCAGGAACAUCAAGUCAAUGAUGCUCUACUGAAACGACGCAGUGCCUUCGAGCAACUUGUUGGAGGAAUUCUUCAUCGUAAACAGCUCUGGUUUCAUGGUGCUACAUCGCGAGAGGAAAGUGAGAGAAGAAUUCGAAUGUAUGGAAUUUGUGAUGGAACAUUCCUGGUUCGCGAGCGGACUCAAGUCAACAGUUUUGCCCUCUGUGUUUGCCACGGCAGUCAGAUUUAUCAUUACCUUCUCGAUAUGAACUCACUAGGACAGUUGUCAAUUGAAAACGGAAGAAGAUUUGAGAACUUGUUGCAAGUUGUUGAUCACUAUUCCCGGACUCCUGAUGGGCUGUUGUGUUCCUUAGGAGAAGUGUGCCCUGUGUCCAUGUUCUCAGCUGAAGAGUCUGCCUCCCGUGUGCAGCAUGGGCCCAGACGAAUUGAUGUGUCGGAGAUCACUGUUCAAGGAGAGCUAGGGGCUGGAACGUUUGGAACAGUUCGUGCUGGUAUAUACAAACCCAAAACUGGCGGACCAGAGGUCAAAUGUGCUAUUAAAUCCCUCAAGCCUGCUGACGAACUCCCUAAUCAAAAAUCGGAAAUACUACGAGAAGCAGAUGCGAUGGCAAUGUUGGAUCAUCCACAUAUAGUGAGACUGUAUGGUAUAUGUGUGAGCAAUCCCAUUCGUCUCGUGAUGGAGUUAGCACCGCUUGGACCACUCAAUAAAUUUUUGCGAAGACAUCCAUCGCUUUCAGCAAGCAAGAUCAUGAACAUGAUGGUAGAGGUGACUCAAGGGAUGGAGUACUUGGAGAAAAUGAGAUUUGUUCACCGUGACUUGGCUGCAAGAAACGUUCUCGUUGUUGAUGAAGAAAAUGUUAAAAUUAGUGAUUUUGGGAUGUCACGAGCUAUUGGCAGUAAUAACUACUACAGAGCUGAGACUGCGGGUAGAUGGCCUCUGAAAUGGUAUGCUCCAGAGUGUAUCUACUUUGCCAAGUUUGACAGUAAAUCUGAUGUAUGGAGCUAUGCUGUGACAGUGUGGGAAGCUUUUUCUUAUGGAUCCAAGCCAUACUCAGGGAUGCAAGGUCAGGACAUUAUGCAAAUGCUGGAACACAAUAGAAGGCUGGAUCGACCAGACAAGUGUCCCCCUCCAGUUUAUGACAUCAUGCUCAGAUGCUGGUCUUGGAAGGCUGAGGAUCGUCCCACAUUUUCAGAACUAUCAACAAUUCUGAAGGAGAUCUACCUGUACCUACAAAACGAAUCCAGCCAACCCCCUCCACAACCCCCAAAACGUCCACCCAGGGGGGGUUAGCUCUUAAUCACAAUCCUCACACGUGGAACUAACAUUGUAGUCUGUCACUGUCCAUGUUCUCUCACAUGAUUGUGUUUCAUGCAUGUGAAUACAAUAACAUUUGUAGCUUUAUGUCUAAUUAAUUUUUAUUUAACCAGGUUUAAUUUUUCGGGUGCUCUGAAUAAAAAGUUUAGUUUUUCACUGUA
Molecule: messenger RNA, 2075 nt
Organism: Halichondria panicea
Lineage: Eukaryota; Metazoa; Porifera; Demospongiae; Suberitida; Halichondriidae
Product: tyrosine-protein kinase SYK-like
Exons: 10
Coding region: 202-1890 (562 amino acids)
Biological process (GO): intracellular signal transduction; protein phosphorylation
Cellular component (GO): cytoplasm
Molecular function (GO): ATP binding; non-membrane spanning protein tyrosine kinase activity
Source: RefSeq, a predicted model, not a curated record